Molecule: messenger RNA, 1443 nt
Organism: Gordionus sp. m RMFG-2023
Lineage: Eukaryota; Metazoa; Nematomorpha; Gordioida; Chordodea; Parachordodidae
Product: geranylgeranyl transferase type-1 subunit beta-like
Exons: 10
Coding region: 30-1298 (422 amino acids)
Biological process (GO): protein geranylgeranylation
Cellular component (GO): CAAX-protein geranylgeranyltransferase complex
Molecular function (GO): CAAX-protein geranylgeranyltransferase activity
Source: RefSeq, a predicted model, not a curated record
CAACCUUUAUAUACACGGUAUUCAUUUUUAUGCAACUUUUUAUUGAUAAACAUUUGCGUUUUAUCAAAUAUUGUUUAUAUUCGUUGCCGGAAAAUUGUGCCUAUUUGGAAACUAGUCGGAUGACCAUAUUGUUCUUUUCAAUAGCGAGUAUUCGAAUGUUGGACAAAUUAGAUUCUAUUAAUGACAUGAAGGAUGAAAUUAUUCAGUGGAUUAUGUCAUUAAGGAUCAUGUCGGAUUCUAAAGGAAUUAAUAAUAAAUAUUGUGGCUUUACAGGCUCAAACUACCUCAGGACUUCAGAUGAAGAAACUCAGUGCAAGAUCCAAAAAGGUGACUCCGACUAUGUCAGAAUAAAAUGUAAAGAUCCCGGCAUUUUGUUUUCCGAUGAAAACAGUUGUUCUCACAUAACCAUGACUUUGAGUGCCCUAUUGUCGCUUGUGAUAUUAUGCGAUAAUAAAAAAAUUACCCGAGAUACAAAUGAUAAUAAAGAACAAGACGAUUACGAUGUCAUAAACUAUUUAAAUAAAAACCUUAAACAAUUAUUACCUAGCCUUAUCGCACCACCAUCAAAUGCCAGAAUUAACGGCGCCGAUUUAUUAGACAAAGAAGCUAUCCUUGUCGGUCUUUCCAAUUUGCAGAACAUAGAUGGAAGUUUUAGGCCCACUGUCCAUGAAGGUGAAAGCGAUUUGCGUUUUGUGUAUUGCGCGUCGGCGAUAUGCCACCUUUUAGAUGACUGGUCUCACAUCGAUGCAUCGCAAAUGAUCUCCUUCAUAAUGUCUUGCAAGAGUUACGAAGGAGGGUUCGGUCAAGUUCCCGGGGCCGAGUCGCAUGGAGGUUCUACAUUUUGUGCUGUGGCCAGUUUGAAGCUUGCUGGUAAAUUACAUCUUAUCACGGAUAACCAAGAGAUCAAGGAGAAUCUCCUUCGAUGGUGUAUGUUUAGACAGCAACAAUGCCAAUCACUGAAUGCCAACAGCGACAUCAUAUUAUGCUCGGGGUUUAACGGAAGACCCAACAAGGACGCCGACAGUUGCUAUAGUUUUUGGAUCGGUUCCACCUUAAAAAUUUUAGGUUGCCUUUCUCAUAUAAAUGUCGAAGCUAACCAAACCUUUUUGCUCAACGUGUCUCAAGAUCUCCGGAAGGGAGGUUUCAAGAAAGCUAUCAACGUUUAUUCUGAUCCUCUUCACACGUUCCUCAGUUUAUCAGCCCUCACCAUGUUUUCUCACCUGCAAGAUAGUAAAUAUUUAAGUCCGUCUCUUGCUCAAUUAACCGAUAUUCAGCCCGCGCUGAUGUUACCUUUUUGAAACUUUUGCAAAGAAUUUUUUUCUCAUUCGAAAUAUUCUUCACAAUUCGAAUUCAUUCUAUAGUCAAUGAUCUUACAUGACGAGAAUAAUUAUUUAUCCUUUUUUAUAAAUAAAUUUACGUGAAACGAUUGUAUCUUGUAUGUAU